AUGGUUUUGGCAGCAGUGGCGCAGCUCAAAUCGACCGGCGUGAUAGCGGACAACCUCGCUGCGUCGGUCUCGAUCAUCCGCAACGCCUCGCUUCGCGGGGCCAAAGCGAUCUUCCUGCCCGAAGCGACGGACUUUAUCGCGCCGACUGCCAAUGUUGCCGCCCUCACGCGCUCCGACGACAACCGCAGAUUUGUCGAGGGCAUUCGGUCGGCUGCGAGGGAAGCGGGCGUGUGGGUUUCGGUCGGGAUUCACGAGGCACCCUCUUCUUCGCAGGAUGAGAGAGAUGCCAAGGACAAUGGAGGCAGGCUACGAUGCUACAACACACAGCUGCUGAUCGAUCACCAGGGCGAGAUCCUGGACAGGUAUCGCAAGCUGCAUCUCUUCGAUGUGGAUAUUAAGGGCGGCCUCAAGAUCCUCGAGAGCGACUCGACCAUUCCGGGAUCAGAGCUACUCCCCCCUCGCUCUACACCCGUUGGCUCACUGGGCUUGCUCACAUGCUACGACCUGCGCUUCCCGGAACCAUCUCUGCGACUGCGACGGCAAGGCGCACAACUGCUCACCUACCCCUCCGCCUUCACCGUCCGCACCGGCGCCGCACACUGGGAGACGCUCCUCAGAGCAAGAGCGAUAGAAACGCAGAGCUACGUACUCGCAGCUGCUCAAGUGGGAGCCCACGAUGGAACAAAGAGAACCUCAUGGGGUCAUGCCAUGAUCGUAGAUCCCUGGGGGUCCGUCGUUGCUCAGUGUCCGGAUAUUCAGCCCUACAAGCCCACCUUUUGUAUGGCUGAUAUCGAUCUUGAAGCUUUGGAGAACACGCGGAAGGAGAUGCCGCUGUGGGAGCAGAGACGAGGCGACGUCUUUCCGCAGAUCUGA
This is a messenger RNA of Kalmanozyma brasiliensis GHG001, 873 nucleotides long. Its product is annotated as Carbon-nitrogen hydrolase. The coding region runs from base 1 to 873 and encodes 290 amino acids. The transcript has a single exon. The record is from RefSeq and is a predicted model, not a curated record. Gene Ontology annotation, molecular function: hydrolase activity, acting on carbon-nitrogen (but not peptide) bonds, in linear amides. Lineage: Eukaryota; Fungi; Basidiomycota; Ustilaginomycetes; Ustilaginales.